CAUAACCUACCAUGAUUUUGUGCGCUUUCGUCGCUUGAUUUGUAUUCAAGUUUUGUAAACAGUUGUUGUUUGCAGCGAUAACUACAGAACGGAAUUAGAGUAUCAAAGUACGAUUACAAUAUGAGCGUUCUGCAUUGCAUUCAUUAACUAAUUUCAUUCUGUGCUAUUUCUGUCAAGAAUGUCUUUCAAUAAAGAUGAACCCUGCCAGGCAUUAUUUGAUAACUCCAACAACGUUCUGCGUGUUAUGCAUAAUUUAUAUACAGAUAAUAUAAUGUCUGAUGUAUUCCUCAAAGUUGGCAACAAAGUACAUGCAGCUCACAAAUUAAUAUUAUGUGCCUUUAGUGAUGUAUUUCAGGCUAUGCUCAUGAGACGUGAGUGGGCAGAAUGGAGUGAGAGUCAUGUUGUUCUACAAGAAUUACCACAAUGUGAACCAGUUUUCCAUCAUUUCUUAGAAUAUUUUUAUACUGGCAAGAUUCUCAUCACACAUACAAAUGUUAUGGGCAUUUUGUGUCUUGCAGAUAAGUAUAUAGUCAAGAGUUUAACUCGCCUAUGCACGGAAUACAUGUGUCAACAUAUUUCACAUGCCGCAUCACACAAUGUGCUCUUCUCAUGGCUGCAGUACACAAUUUCCUGCAAUCAUGAAGAAGCUGCCCUAAAAUGCAUGAAUUAUGUCAAAUGGAACCUUGAAUCAGUGGCAAACACGCCUGAAUUUGGCGAUUUUGACGCGGAACUCUUCUCAACCGUUCUGCAACAGAAUGAUUUAGUUGUCUACAACGAAAUGGUACUGUUUAAUUUCGUUUUGCGCUGGUUAGAUCUACAAAAAAUCGCCAUGUUAAAUUCGGGUUUACCGCGCGACGAAAUUCAAAAACACAUGAAACAUUUAGUCGAAGCUAUUAUGAGUCACAUUCGUUUUCCGAUGAUGACUCCGCGAGAAUUGGCUGAUUUGUUAUUGUCGCCACUUAUAAAGGAACACAAAGAAUUCUUUGUGGAUCGCAUGGCGAUAGGAAUGAUAUUCCACGCUGGACAAACCGAUCGGUUGAAGAGUUUAUGCGCCACCGAAGAAGGCCAACGCUUGCUCACACCACGAUUGUACACGUGCGAUAACUUCAGCGCAAUUAUGCUAAUCGAAAACGUACUCAGUUUGCCAAAUUACCACACAAACACAUUCGUGUUCUAUUCGAAUAUGUCGGCGGCCGAUUGCGAGUCGGAUAAAUUGUACGAAUGGGUCGUCGACUUGUAUCCGCGCGGCGUGUGGUUCAAGCGGUGUUACCUCAUCGUGUGGCAGGGUAUCCUGGAGGUACCCGAGGAGAUUCUGAAAACGGUCCGGUUGUCCUUGUCGUUCCGCGGGCAAAUUGAUGAAGGCGCCAGCAUGAAAGUACGCGUGGGUAUUUUAAUUUACGCCAAACAAGGCGGUAUCGAAUCUAUCUACAAUGUCAUCGAAAGGAAUCAUCAUUUUACCGAACAAGACCGACUGUUGAACAUUGACAAUUUCAUACCGUUUGAGGAAUUUAACGCCUCGGCCGCGGAUAGUGUGGCUUGGCCUUUUCCUGCUGGUACCACUGGUAUCUCAGAGGAUAGCGAGAGCUCAACGCAAAAUGCAAAAACUAGUCGAUAUCUCAUUGGUCCCAAUUGCGAUCAGCUCAAAAUUAACAUUGUUAUAACGCCUAGGUGUCCAGACUAUGGUGGUAAUGGACAUCUGGUAAGUGACACUACUAGUAAUCCAUAUACAUUAAUUGACACUUGAUAACAUUAACGAACAAUAGUGGAAAAUAAUUUCGAUUGGUAGAUUUCCAUAACUCAGGGCUUUAAAUAUUAUAGACGCGAAGAGUCGUUUCGGCACAUAUUUUACAUUUUAAGAUAAGCUAAUGUACUUUUCUUGUUUUCACACUUUUUACUUAAGUUAUUCCAAGAAUAUGAAAGUAUUUAUAGUCAUAUUUGUUUAUUGUCAAUUUCGACGCCGAAAAUCGAACAUAGUAACAUCUAUACCAGGACGUAUGUUAAAUUUAAAUCUUGUAAAUAACACUGUUCAAAAAUAUAAUGUUACAUAGAAUCA
Molecule: messenger RNA, 2053 nt
Organism: Dalotia coriaria
Lineage: Eukaryota; Metazoa; Arthropoda; Insecta; Coleoptera; Staphylinidae
Gene: Tango10
Product: transport and golgi organization 10
Exons: 4
Coding region: 179-1744 (521 amino acids)
Molecular function (GO): protein binding
Source: RefSeq, a predicted model, not a curated record